AUGUCGAAGCAGCAUCGCGAGCAGUUUGUCGCUGCAGCCGAAGAAGCGAGUUUCGACGCUGUGCACAACUGGGUCGUCAAGCAUAAAUCCAAAGCCGACGCCUUCGACCUGGUCGAACUCUUCCAAGCACUGCCGAAAAACCACGCCGUGCGCCUGUGGACUGGUCUGCGAGGUCAUGCCACGAAAGCCAUUGCGGCCAUUCAAGCCCCGCAGGCGGACGAGCAGUCGGCGGUCGUCGUCGUUGUUCCGGCCGAGUGCGCUCGGAUCAUCGAGGACAUUUCGCGCAUCGUUGUUUGCAGUCUCAAAGUGGAGGCCCCCACCGUCUAUCCCGAGCUGCGCGAAACUCUCCAAGUGUUGCAUGACUCGCUCCUAACUAUCGCCUCACAUAAGGUCGCAGAAGCCGUGUCAAAGGCAUGCGAGCGCUACUUUUUGCUGGACUUGCCCCAGCGGAAUGGCAUCUUCCCGCAAACCAUCUCGUAUCUUCUGCUCCGCUCGCUCGAGGUCUCGGCUGAGGGCGUCGACGACGACGACGACGACGACACUGAAAACAACGCAGACGCCGAUUCCAACAAGCCGUCCAAGUCACGAGCUGCCAAGCGCAAAACAAAGUACACUGAAGUGGACAACGAAGACGACGCCACCAAAGGCUCGACUUCUUCUGCCAAAGGGUUUGUGCGGCGCGUCCAGCAGCUCAAAGAAGGAUUGACCUUGAUCGACUUUGACGACAUUGAAUCGUCGCAAUCCAUCCGCACAUUGCUGCUGCGAUGCUACUUGGCUCCGGUCUACCUCGGCAGCAACGACGGUUGCAAGCUUCUCGCCUACGCAUUCACGCUUUCAUUGCCGUUUGUGGCGGACAUUCACUCCACCAUCAAAAACCAACUGCCAGUGUGCUCGGCCGAGCACGUCACUGCCUACGGCAACCUCUAUUUCGCUGCGUGGCAGAUCAGCACCGGGCCGUUCCUGACGCGCAUCGAGCAAACGUGCCUGCAAGACCUCAUGUCGUGCGCCGUACAUGCUUCGCGCAAGGGCCUCUCUUCGCUCUCGUCGGUGCUCCGCCGGGUGCUGAGCUGCUGGCACAGCCAAAAGAAGGUUGCCGGCGUGGACGAGAUGCUCGUACGACUGUACGAUCCUAUUAUCUGGCGCAGCCUCUCUGUGGCCAACCCAGCCGUCCGUUGCAAUGCUGCCGCCAUCCUCAUUGACGCAUUCCCAUUGCGCAACCCGGAGGCUACCGCGAGCGAAAGCGAUGCCCUGCUACAAAAGCAAAUCGAAGCGCUGGGCAUGCUGCUCUCGAACGAGCCUUCGCCUGCGGUGCGCUGCAUUGCCGUCCAGGGAUCCUGCCGCAUUUUGAGCAUGUACUGGGACUUGCUCCCGGAAGGGGUUAUUCGCGCCCUUCUCGACCAACUCACGCUCGAGCUGGCAUUCGACUCAAAUUCGAGCGGAGUGCGCACGGCCGUAGUUCAGGGUCUGGGCUUUUUGCUCAACAACCACCUUGCUCAAGCAACCGUCAAGCAGCUGCUCCCGCGGAUUCGCAACUUGAUUCACGAUACGGCCGAGCAAACACGCGUUGCCAUGCUCGACUUGCUCCUGCUGAUCAAGAAGAUUCGUACGAUUCGUUUCUGGGAUGUCGUCCCCGUCAACCAUUUGCUUGCUCGUCUUGAGUCCGAGGCGUCCGUUCUUUCUGCCGCUCCAGCAGCUACGACAGCGUCCCGCCGAAUUGUCGAGCUUUUGUCCAACUCGUACUUUCCCGAAGACAAGGAGCCGGAAGCCCGCCUCACCCGCUGCAUUGCCCUUGUCACCAGCAAUCGUGCUGCCUCGCGCCAGUUUUACCGAUUUUUGCAUGCGUAUGUGCCGCUGCCACUGCUGACCACAUUCAUCAUGCACUUGUGCCGCUACGUGCAUCAUGCCGCGACGGGCGCGUCGGCAAGCGCUGCCCCGAAAGAGUCACAGCAGCCCUUCAAGGACAUUUCCAACAGUAGCAAGAAGACGUGGCGUCGUGGUGAUGCAGCUUCGGCAACCAACGACCAAGACUGGCUCACCGAGUCGGGUGGUGUGGAUGACCCCAGCGCGACUACUGUGUCCGAUGAAAGCAUGCUCAACAUUUCAGCCACGACCGAUCCACUGUGCGAGGAGACUGGCGAUGCACCGGCAGCUAAAAACAAGACUGGCAAGGCGGGCAAAGGCAAAGCACGCGCCAAGGCAGCAGCGAAAUCGGCUGGCAAGGCAGCCACCGAGGAGACCACUGCCUCAAGUGCCGACACUACCGCCGAUGCCGUUGUUGAAAAUCCAGAGCUGAUUCAAGGGCUGCUGGAGGUGGUCGUCAUUUGCUGGAGGUCCAUCCGCUCCACCUUGGCCAAGCCUCGCCAUGCCAAGCUCCAGCAGGCCUUGGUGGUCAACUUGAAGGAAUGCCUCCCUGCAUUUAUGAAGGCAUUCAGCGAUGGUCCCUGUAGCGAGGCGCUCAUUCACAUUGCAGCCCAGCUCCCGCGAGAGCACGUCCCGACCCUGUGCAACGAGAUCAUUCUUCCACAGCUCGAGGCUAUCGCAGCUGCAACGGCCGUUGGUGCUAAUGUGCAUCACCCCAGCGCCUCUGAUUUAGCGUCGUCGGGCAUGCAGGCAGCAUCGUUGCUCAGCCCCUUGGCCUCGGUCAUUAACUCGGUGGUGCCAAUCGCGCUGUCUUCCAGCGCCUACUCUCAAAUGGCCCCUCUCAUUGACGCCCUUUGCGCGUGGGACCAAGUGUCGGUGAUUGUCGACACAAUCUCCAACUUGCUCACUCCGGGCGAUGCCGUUCGCGCUGCCCCGAAAUCGGCGCGCUCGAGCUCAAAGUCGGCUCCCAGCGGCAAGAAAGCACAAGCAGCAGCAGCAGCAUCCACAGCAUCCACAGCAUCCGCAGCACCCUCUGCGUCAUCGAACAGCCGCGUGUUCAAUCCUGUCUGCGCACUUUCAAUGCUCCACUAUAUUCUGACUGCUCCGAAUGCCCGCGAGGCUCUGUCGCAAAACCCCAGCGAUCUUUUGCGCCUUCUCGCCUCGUUGGACGCCUGUGCCGAGAUUGAGUCCGUCAUGGUUCUCGGCGCUCUUCCGGCUCGUUUGUCCGCGCUGCAACCGACAACUGCACUGUCUGUGCUCUUGCAAAUGCUGAUUGGAUCGAUGCGCUGUGCCAUUCACUUGCGUCGCGCUCAGCUUGAGGAUGUUGCUGCCCCCACUGUUGACGAAGACGUGGUGACUUUGCUGAACUGGGCGCGGCAGAAGGCCCUGCCCAUGCUGGUUGCCCUCAAAGUGGAUGCUGCCAAGCCGCGCGCCGCGCGUCAGACAAACAAACGCAAGGCAGAGACGGAUGCCGAGACAAACACCGAGAUUCAGGGGGACAUUGCGCUUCACGUGCGCAUUGGUUUUGGCGCCGACUGCUUGAAUGCAAUUCUGAGCUUUGUCCUGGAUCUGGUGACUGUUGGCAUUGUUGAUGGCGAGCUCAUUCGGCGUGUCUGCCGCUUGACCUGCGAGAUGGCGACUGCUGGCAUCUUGCCUGCAGCUCUUGGUGGUCGCCUUUUGCUGGAGAUGACCACCGUUGCUCUGGCCACCGACCGCAUCCCUGAUUGUGAUCUCGAGCGCAUCCGCUUGUCCAUUGGCACUGUGCUCGACACUGUGCUCAACGAGACCGGCAAGCGUUAUCGCGACGACGACGUGCUGUGCCAGCAGGAGUUGAGCGCGCUUCGCCCAUUCGUUGUCGAGGCGUUUAACGUUUGCCAGCAACGAGACGAAAAUCCGCGCAUUCUGCUCUGGCCCAUGAUGAACAUUGCGCUUCGCGAGCUGCACGAGUAUAACGCAGACGCAGUUGCGUCCGGUAAUGUGAACGCGAGCGGCUGGAGCCCACUUGCAGCGUUCUUUGCGUCGUCCACGGUCAAGUGUGGUGCCGCAGCCGUAGAAAGCGCCUCGCAAGAGCUUCUUGGAGCGGUAUCGAACGCCGACCAAUUCAAGUGUGCCGCAUUGGCAAUGGGUGGUAUCUUGCAAGCUUCCAAGAACUUGUCAGCGGCAGCACAAGCAACGAUGGAGGAGGCGAUGAAUAAAACCAAAAUCAAGCAUCGAUUCGAGUCUGCAGUCGCCGCAUUGAGUCGGGAUGGCGACCAGUCAAUCCUGAACCAAUCGUCAUUAGGCAACUUUGUUGAUCAAGUUAUUGUGGUUUGAGCAUGAUGCAUAAAAGCAAAAAAGUUUCUUUUCUUUCAAAGAAGCGGUGUUAACAAUAUUACAAAACUUUACAGAA
This is a messenger RNA of Capsaspora owczarzaki ATCC 30864, 4249 nucleotides long. RefSeq lists its product as hypothetical. The transcript is spliced from 9 exons. Bases 1 to 4173 code for a protein of 1390 amino acids. Gene Ontology annotation, biological process: mitotic sister chromatid segregation. Lineage: Eukaryota; Filasterea; Ministeriida; Capsasporidae. The record is from RefSeq and is a predicted model, not a curated record. Gene Ontology annotation, cellular component: nucleus; condensin complex.